AUUCGAUUUGUGGAUCUCUUUAAGGCUAUUUUAAUUUGCAAGGACAAUGGCAACGACUUGUCUAUAGCGCCUUGCACAGCCUUACUGAUGCGUGCUUGUUCUAUUUAACACCGUUCCUUUAAGCACUUCAACGUCAUACCACACGCACGUGCAGCAACGACCGCCGAAAAAGGUUUGAUAAGUGUGGCUCCUCUCUUCUUAGACAAACCCUUGAAGGUGUCAAAAGCAGAAUGCGGGUCCCAUUUGAUAUCCUACGCAUUAUUUUAUGGGAGAUGGUCGAUAUCUUCCCUGUCCAAGACCUGCUGAGAGCGAGACUAGUAGAUUCUAUAUUUGCGAGUGAAAUCCCCUUACUUAUACUAAAAAGUCCUCGCCUUGCGGACAACAAUCUUAUCUACUCCCACUGGUCGCGAUUCCCGUACAAGCACCGCUUCCUUAGACAGAGGAUCCACCAACACCACCAAUACCCCUGUGUUUUCUCAAAAUUCGUCCAUGAAAUCCUCCAGAUGCCUUCUAUCUCCCAUCUAACGGAACAAGAAAAAGACGUCCUAAUCACCAAAUUAAUCGAUGCCAUCACCUGGUCCUGCCACACACCCUGGAGCCUCUUCAGCCCCCGGGGUCUCAAAUCACUUACAGAAGGUUACGGCAACGAAUGGUCACUGUUACGCGAUAUGGAAACAGAAUCUCUUGAAAAGACUCUCCAUGUGGCACUAAUAACCAUCGCAAUUAUCCGUAACGAUGUGGCAGAGCUAAACCGCGUACUUGAUCAGAAUAACACUCCAGCAAUGCCAGCAGUACCCAACUUUGUCUUUGAAGGUAGUACUCGCUUUGGUAUUAACCUUAUCGACAUCACCGCAAGAAUCGGGAGCAGGGAUCUAAUCUCAGCCCUUGCCGCGCGCGACUCCCCAAUGGUGUCUUCUAGCUGGGUAUAUUUGAGUUAUCAUAAUCGGAGGCCGUGGAUUAUUGCAGCUCGUUGUGCAAAUAGGGCCUUCUUUGAGGCUUUGUUGGAGUAUGCAAAGAAUCAGAGGGGGUACAAUUCCCAGGUCCCACUUAACACGGCGCUGCGGGGCGCGAUUCGGGCCCGCAAUAUGGAUAUGAUGGAGUAUCUAGAAUCAAUCUGUGAAGCCCCGGUCGCGUUUCCUGCCAUGCUUCGCGACGCUAUAGGGACUGGGGAUGCGGAGAUCGUCCGGUGGUGUUUACGACAGAAGGACUGCCACGUGCACGGUUCGGGACCAUACAAAGGCCCGCUAUGGGUCGCGCUACAUGAUUGCCCCAGGGCGACGAGGCCGGCCAUUCUUAAAAUGCUUCUAGAACAUGGCUUUGAUCCGAAUGACAUUGAUCCUGGGAACCGGGAGAAUCCACUUCAGUACGCGAUUAGGACCCAGGAUGUUGAAUCUGUGAGGCACCUUGUGCAGCAUGGGGCUGAUGUGAACGUGGACUCUUCGACAUCAGCCUGGACCGAGAAACAGAGGUCACCAUUGGCUUUGGCAGUGUUUAAAUCCUUUGAUAUUAUGCAGCUGCUCUUACAGAAUGGGGUGAUCAGAAGAUGGUCAUGGAGGGGGAAAGAGCAUGUUUUAAAAAUUGAUACUAAGGCUGUUCAUCACAUAGAGGGUGUCUUUAAGGAAUUGGGCUUUGACGAACUGGGAGUACAAGAGAAAUACGUCGGGCAUUAUAUUAUAGUGAAUGGGUGAUGCGUUGGUAUAUGGUCUAUACCCUAGUACCUG
Molecule: messenger RNA, 1721 nt
Organism: Aspergillus pseudonomiae
Lineage: Eukaryota; Fungi; Ascomycota; Eurotiomycetes; Eurotiales; Aspergillaceae
Product: ankyrin repeat domain-containing protein
Exons: 2
Coding region: 231-1688 (485 amino acids)
Molecular function (GO): protein binding
Source: RefSeq, a predicted model, not a curated record